AUGGAGCAGGUUCAUAUACAGUGUGUGUUUAUGGCUCUCCGGCUUAGAACUCUGUGCCUUGCCUGCCAGGUGUAGCUGUCAGAGCUCUGGGCAGUCAGUCUGCUGGAGGCUGGUGUACAGUGAAGUCACAUUGCUGCUGCCGCCUGCACCAUGUCUUUCUGCUCCUUUUUCGGUGGGGAGGUUUAUAAAGACCACUUCCAGCCUGGAGUAUACGCAUGUGUCCAGUGUGGCUUUGAGCUGUUCUCCAGCCGUUCUAAAUUCGAGCAUUCCUCUCCUUGGCCGGCUUUCACAGAGACCAUCCAUGAUAACAGUCUAUCAAAGUACAAAGAACGGCCCAAUGCUUUUAAGAUCUCCUGUGGAAAAUGUGGAAAUGGAUUGGGGCAUGAGUUCUUAAAUGAUGGGCCAAAGAAGGGUCAAUCUCGUUUCUGAAUAUUCAGUAGCUCAUUGAAAUUUGUCCCGAAAGACAAAGUCGAUGGGCAAGUGAAGGAAUAAAGAGGAAAGAAUGUAAGGAUCUCCUGAAUCCUCUUUGUUUUCUGAUGCUGAAUGACUUGCCUUAUGAUAAACCCUUCCUGGACGUCUGGGGUAACGAGGAAUACGCAUUGGACUGCAAUGUGGUUUUGGGAAAUCUGCUGAUACUGUAACACCCACACUUUAUAAUCUGACUGAAAUUAAUCCGCACAAUUGUAUCCACCUCCCCUUGGUAUCUUCACAAAUGGUUGCAACUCCUUGGACAUACACCCGAGGACCAAAUUGACUUUCAUUUAAAGUGACCUUUUUCUGAUGGUUCGGUGCAAUUGAACUCAACAUUUCUUAUCUCGGUAAACCGUUGAAACUAUGGGGAAAGGUCCCACCGUCUGUAACUGAUCUGUCCUAAAACGGUUUAGAACAAUAUAACAUCUCAAAGUCUCCUCCAUCAAUAUCUUUCUGUUGACUGUGUGAUCUUAUGAUUUGUUUGUUCUUAUGAGAUGAUGCAGCCAGUUGAAAGAUAGUGACUAUAUUAAAGGCACUAUGCUUUAGCGUACCAUGCUGUUAUAGGCAACUGUGUUCUGGAUGUGUUAAAUGGUUGGCCUGUUAUGAGUGCAAAUAUUCUGCCACAUACUAUGGUACUUUAAUAGCCAGAUUUUUCAAAACAUUGCUUACACCAAGCUAUAUCCUCUACCUUGU
Molecule: messenger RNA, 1164 nt
Organism: Pelobates fuscus (common spadefoot toad)
Lineage: Eukaryota; Metazoa; Chordata; Amphibia; Anura; Pelobatidae
Gene: MSRB1
Product: methionine sulfoxide reductase B1
Exons: 4
Biological process (GO): protein repair
Cellular component (GO): nucleus
Molecular function (GO): L-methionine (R)-S-oxide reductase activity; peptide-methionine (R)-S-oxide reductase activity
Source: RefSeq, a predicted model, not a curated record